This is a messenger RNA of Erigeron canadensis, 2728 nucleotides long. Its product is annotated as alpha-N-acetylglucosaminidase-like. The transcript has 19 exons. NCBI's taxonomy places the organism in Eukaryota, Viridiplantae, Streptophyta, Magnoliopsida, Asterales, Asteraceae. The record is from RefSeq and is a predicted model, not a curated record. Bases 172 to 2604 code for a protein of 810 amino acids.
UCGUUAUUGCACCAACCAGCGCAUGCUGGAUUAUACUACUCAAAAACGGCCUGCAAAUUUUGUAUCUUUUUCCUCCAACCCACCGAAUCUCUCCCUCAAAAAUGUCUUCUUUAAUUUGUAUCUAUAUACACACAUUUCGUCCAAACUUGUUAUUCUUCAUUGGCUUCCGCCAUGACUGCUUACGUCACUUGCUUAGUUGUAACCGUCAUCCUUUUGUUUCCGGUGAGUCAAUCAUCAACCGUCGGAGUUGAAUACGUGUCUUCUCUUAUUAAAGUCCAGGAUCGUGAAAAAGCUCCGGCGUCCGUACAGUUGUCAGCUGCUAGGGCUGUGCUUCAUCGGUUUAUUCCUUCUCAUUCAUCCAGUUUUGAUUUUCAAAUCAUCACUAAAGAACAAUGUGGUGGAGUGUCAUGCUUUAUGAUAAGUAAUCACCCUUCUUCAAAUAUUCCGGGUGCCCCUGAAAUUCUUAUUAGCGGUGUCACUGGAGUGGAACUAUUAUCUGGUCUUCACUGGUAUUUAAAAAACUUGUGUGCAGCACAUAUAUCAUGGGAUAAAACUGGCGGUUCACAACUAUCGUCGGUGCCUAAGGCUGGGUCUCUUCCUCGUAUGAAAGAUGACAGUCUUCUGAUACAAAGACCUGUUCCUUGGAAUUACUACCAAAAUGCUGUCACAUCUAGUUAUACAUUUGCAUGGUGGGACUGGCAAAGAUGGGAAAAAGAGAUUGAUUGGAUGGCUAUUCAAGGCAUCAAUAUGCCUUUGGCAUUUACUGGCCAAGAAGCUAUCUGGCAAAAAGUAUUUGAGAAAUUUAACAUUAGUAAUGCAGACUUGAAUGAUUUUUUUGGAGGUCCAGCAUUUCUUUCAUGGUCUCGCAUGGCUAACUUGCAUGGUUGGGGUGGACCACUCCCACAAAGCUGGCUUGAUCAACAACUCGCAAUGCAGAAGAAAAUCCUUUCUAGAAUGUAUGAGCUCGGAAUGACUCCAGUCCUACCAGCCUUCUCAGGAAAUGUGCCUGCUGCUUUGAAAAAUGUAUAUCCUUCGGCCAAGAUAACACGUUUAGGAAAUUGGUUUACAGUUGACAGCAACCCUAGAUGGUGUUGUACUUAUCUUCUUGAUGCAACUGAUCCUUUGUUUGUUGAGAUUGGGAAAGCUUUUAUCCAGCAACAAGUCAAAGAGUAUGGACGGAGUAGCCACAUAUACAACUGUGAUACUUUUGAUGAGAAUACACCACCUACAGAUGAUCCAAAGUACAUAUCUUCUCUGGCUGCUGCCAUUUUUGAGGGAAUGCAAAGUGGUGAUGAUGAUGCUGUUUGGUUAAUGCAGGGAUGGCUGUUUGCAUAUGAUCCAUACUGGAGGCCUCCACAAAUGCAGGCACUCCUACAUGCAGUUCCUAUUGGGAAAAUGAUUGUUCUUGAUCUUUUUGCUGAAGUUAAACCUAUUUGGAUCACUUCCGAUCAGUUCUAUGGUGUUCCAUAUAUCUGGUGCAUGCUACAUAAUUUUGCAGGAAAUGUUGAGAUGUAUGGCGUUUUAGAUUCUGUUGGGUCUGGACCUGUUGAAGCCCGUAUUAGCAAAAACUCAACAAUGGUUGGAGUUGGAAUGUCAAUGGAAGGUAUCGAGCAGAAUCCCGUGGUUUACGAUCUGAUGUCUGAAAUGGCAUUUCAGCACAACAAAAUUGAUGUCAAGACAUGGGUUGAUUCAUAUCCCACCAGACGAUAUGGAAGAUUUGUUCCAUCACUGCAAGAGGCCUGGAAUAUAUUAUAUCACACAGUUUAUAAUUGCACCGAUGGUGCCUACGAUAAAAAUAGGGAUGUAAUAGUUGCAUUUCCAGAUAUUGAUCCAUCCUUUCUUUCUAAGCCACAAAUGCAUGGAAGAAGAUACCUUAAGUCUAAAAAUUCUUUGUUAAAGAGAUUUUCCCUAAAAGACGACGAUGAAGCUUUUGACAAACCCCAUUUGUGGUACUCAACUCCAGAAGUUAUACGUGCACUAGAGCUUUUCAUUGAAGGUGGCAAUGAAGUAUCUGGAAGCAAAACUUAUAGGUAUGAUCUUGUUGACUUGACGAGACAAGCAUUAGCAAAGUAUGCUAAUGAUCUGUUUCUAGAUAUUAUCUCAGCCUAUGAUUCACAUGAUGGUUAUGGUGUCACUCACCUUAGCAAGAAGUUUCUUGACCUUGUAAAUGAUAUGGACACACUUUUGGCUUGCCAUGAAGGGUUCCUACUAGGACCAUGGUUAGAGAGUUCAAAGCAACUUGCUGUCGACAAGGAACAGGAGAUACAGUAUGAAUGGAAUGCAAGAACUCAAAUCACAAUGUGGUUUGAUAACACAGAGGUGGAGGCUAGCCUGCUUCGGGAUUAUGGAAACAAGUACUGGAGUGGACUUCUGCGAGACUAUUAUGGCCCUCGAGCAGCCAUCUAUUUCAAAUAUCUGAUGGUGAGUUUGGCAAAGGGAGAAAGCUUUAAUGUAACAGGUUGGAGAAGAGAAUGGAUCAAGCUUACAAACGACUGGCAGAAUGCAAGGUAUGCAUACCCUAUUAAAAGCGAAGGUGAUGCCCUCAGUACAUCGCAGUGGCUUUUCAACAAGUACUUGCGUGGUUCUGCUAUAAUUGAUCAUUAGCUUAACACAGUCAAAUGUAAAAAUGGAAGUGCUUGUGGUACAAUAAGAUUGCUCCUGGAGAGCCAUUGUAGCGAGGUGUGAACUUUUAUGAGCUUAUCAAAUGAAACUUAAAGUCUUUUUCCAA